Molecule: messenger RNA, 2344 nt
Organism: Klebsormidium nitens
Lineage: Eukaryota; Viridiplantae; Streptophyta; Klebsormidiophyceae; Klebsormidiales; Klebsormidiaceae
Source: the annotation of a GenBank genome assembly
AUAUUAAGAUCGAUAACCCAAUGGCUUGCGCACAGGGACAACUGGGAAGAACCCUUCUCAAUCCAGCAGGUUCCACCUAAUAGUGUUGCGAGAGGAAGAUCUGCCUGCGCUUUCGUUGAUAUCUGAACGUCAAAGGGAUGUCAAAGAGUUCUGGUUUGUUCUCUGGAGAAGAGAUUAUUGAGUUCUCUCCUUUCUGCUCUCCUUCCCCGGCUACGUCCGCCAUGGAACAUCAAGUAAUGUCCUCUUCGUUUGCUCCGUCCUUACUAAAAGACAAGACAGUAAGGGGAUGGUAAACAAAGAGAUUGCUAUGCAGUCGAGUCUCCAGCAUGUGAUGCUCACGGAUCGGCAUGGCGAGCUUCAGCUUGCAUAGAACUAGAUUAGGGACGCCCAGCAUUCGUGUUGCCCAGGAAGAGUCGAUCGUCAGCAGGGCUUACAAGGAGACAUUGGGCCACAGCGUCAGACCCUUUGCUGUGAAGCCCUUACAUGGAGGGGGAGCCACAAAAAGGAAUUUUCAGAGUCACGGUUGCAGAAGACGCACACACCCGCAGAAUGUGGUUCCUGAGCAGAGCGGUCCCAGUCUCAGUGAGGAUGUCAACGGAAGGGAGAAUCUGGAAGCAAGGGACUCAUUUGCAGGCUCCACUGUUUGCAAAAUCUCCAAGUGGCAGGCUUGGAAAAAGCGGGGUUUGUUGGCGACAAAGAGAGAGCUUUGCAAUGUGAAUACAGUAGAGGCACAGCAAAUCUGGGAUGGCUCCGCUCUACGGUCCUUAGCAACGGCACAUUGUGACCAGAGAACAUUAGAACGGCGCUGCACGAAGGCGGCUGCUCAUGCAGUUUAUCUGGAGCCUGCAGCGGCAGGCGCCAACCGUGAGGGGGGGUUGCAGCCAGGCACAUUUUGCACUGAGGAGACCCUGGUACUGCUCAGAAAAGCCCAGCGAAUACACCCCAAGUUUUUUGCUGGGGUCACGGGUUUGCUCUUGAUCAGUUAUUUGACGGGAUCAGCAAUCGUGUCCCCAACUGUACAGUUAACAAUUUUGGCUUUAGGAGUUGCCAUUUUGGGCGUCCCCCACGGUGCUCUGGACCUGGUCACAGCUCAGGGGCUGAUGCGCGAGCAGGCCUGGCCCUGGCCACAGCCCUGGAACCUCGCCCUCUUUGUGGCGGCCUACUCUGCAUGCACCGCCUUAGUUGUGUUCCUGUGGUGCCACUUCCCGGGCGCUUCUCUGGCGGGCCUGCUGGCCGCGAGCGCCUGGCACUUUGGCACCAACGAUGCACAAGGCUUGUUGCCGGGGCAGUGGCACUGGGUAGAGGUGGCAGCCCGAGGCCUGGGACCCAUUACGCUGCCCUUCAUUUUGCACAAACAGGAGACGUCACUCCUCUUCUCUCACCUCGCUCCUCCAUUCGCGGCCAGCCACGUGUCCCACCUCUGCACCCUCCUCGCCUUGCCCACCGCGCUGGCAGUCGCCGCCACAAGCCUCUACUGCUACCUAGGGCCGCGCACCGACACACAUUUGGGCUCCCCAGCUCGAGAGCAGCUCGUACCCCGGGAAGAGCUGACGUCAUCGAAGACACUAGGACAGCUGACGUCUGGUCCGGGUCUGACUCGAGAGUCGCGGCUCGCGGCCGGGCUAGAGAUGGCGCUGCUGGGGCUGGGGUGCACGCUGGCGCCCCCCCUCCUGGGCUUCUUCCUCGCGUUCUGUACGCUGCAUUCUUUACGCCAUACGCUCGCGUUCUUCGCGGACGAAAGCACGCCCGCCAGCCUGGCGGACCUGCGCUACGUCGGCAAGGCGGCCGGGAUGGUGACAGGUGUCACGCUGCUGGUGGCGCUCGCCGUCUUUGCGGGGCUGCUCAAGCACCCAAUCUUGGCAUCCCACGUGGCGGCGUUCGAGAUGGCCAGUGUUCAGGUCAUCUUCGUGGGGCUCGCGGCGCUCACGGCCCCGCACAUGGUGCUGCUCGAAUUCAGCCGACAAAGACGAAGGCUGAGAAACGGGCGCAUAUGACUGAGCUUCACUGAAUUAGACGCUUGCAACAGUUGGAUUGAGACAGCAGAAUAGUGUGACGGUACGUUCGAGAAGUGGCAUGUGAAAAUGGAAGAGAUCAAGGCAGGCGACAGACGUCAACGGUUGGACACAAAGAGAAUGCAAUAGCUAGCAGAUUUGCACGCGUUUCAUAUGAGUAUCUUAGAAAUAAUACGCUUUCACGAGAUGAAUCAAGUGGGCGGCAAAUGUUUUGUAUAGAUCAGACGGUAUAGGAUAGAUAUACCAAUCAAAAGGUGUUCGCGGAAAGUAGAAUGUGUGGAAUGCGUAUGAGACGGUGAUGACAGCUCACAAGAUCAAUCACUGUACAGCAG